This is a messenger RNA of Alternaria atra, 228 nucleotides long. RefSeq lists its product as uncharacterized. The transcript has 3 exons. Lineage: Eukaryota; Fungi; Ascomycota; Dothideomycetes; Pleosporales; Pleosporaceae. The coding region runs from base 1 to 228 and encodes 75 amino acids. The record is from RefSeq and is a predicted model, not a curated record.
AUGAGAAAACCAAUCUCAACCCUCAUUGCUCGCCGUACGCCAAUGGGCCGUUACCCGCAACUCUCGGCAAUCCGCGAGACGGAAUGCUUCACCAGCAACGGGGACGCAGCACGGAAAAACCGGGACCCGUACGAUGCAGGAUCACUCGAGCGUGUGAUCAAUGUCAUCGAUUACGCACGAAAUGCGAUGGCCGACAAUUGUGCGCGCACUGCAAAGAGUCAGGUCUAA